AUGAAGCCGCUUUGCAACGCAAAACCCGUGAGCGGCGUCUGGGCCUCAAAACGACAGCCGGCCGCCCGCGGGGUCCCCGCAGCGCCACCGCUGGACGCCCGGACCUUGGGCCCAGUCCGUUUCACCUCUGCUCCUGGUCUCUCGGCCGCCGGAGGCCUGGGCGGUUCCCAGCACCACCAGCUGCAGCGGCGCCGCUGGCCAGUCACGGAGCGUGACCCUGUGCGUGUGCACACGCAGCCAGUGGCCGUGGGCCUUGGCGUGGCGCUGAGGUGCUGUUCCCUGAAUCCUGAGCUGGGAGGGCAGCGCCCACGCCUCCGCGAGCCCCCGGUGAGGCACGAACCGAAGGCCCGCGGGAGCCAGGAAGACUGUAGAGAGGUGGGCUGCUGCGGAGGGAGAGUCCAGGGCUGCCUCCUGCAGUCGGGGAGGGUUCGAGGUCACAGACGGGCCCGUCAGCCGGGGGCCUCCGGCUCUUUCUACCAGGACACUAAUUCCUGCAGCCGUGCGGACGGUGAAAAGGGGGAUCCGCGUGACCGCAGGCUGCUCCACCUGACGAGUCACAUCGCCGAAUUGCGCGGAAAGGGUUUGCUGCCCCGCUGUCCGCUGCCGACGGUUCGAAGCACACGGACGCCAGGGGUGGGGACGCGGUGCACGCGGCCUGCAGGAAGGAGGAGGCCUCCCGGCCCGCGGCGGCCGGGCCCCUGGAAGGAAUGUGCGGGCGCCCGCAAGGAUGGCGGGCGCUCUGGCAGGAGGAAACAGAGGGGCAAAGAUUUGGGCAGUUCGUCAGCCACACGCUGGGGACGUCGGACGCCACAGUCCUCCCGGAGCCGGGCGGCCGGCCUCCCCGGAAGCAGGAGCGCCGGCGGCCUCAGAGGCAGGGGGCGCGGAGGCUACUGGCCUCGCCUGCGCUCGUGCCGCUCUCGUGUUUGAGAACGUUUGUCACGAAGGAAUUAGAAAAAUAAAAUGCACGGGAGGUGUUUUAAAUCAGGA
Suricata suricatta (meerkat) is the source of this 987-nucleotide messenger RNA. RefSeq lists its product as uncharacterized. NCBI's taxonomy places the organism in Eukaryota, Metazoa, Chordata, Mammalia, Carnivora, Herpestidae. The coding region runs from base 1 to 927 and encodes 308 amino acids. The record is from RefSeq and is a predicted model, not a curated record. The transcript has 4 exons.